UAUAAUACAUAGAAGUAAUUGUACGCAGCGCUACUUUCUUUUUAAUAUUAUUACAGUCUUAGAUAAAAAAAAAUUAACAAUUAUCUGUGUGAUAUGGCGAGUAAGUCGAAAAUUAAAGAUAUAGAAGCACUUCAUUACGAAAUAACCAAUUUUAAUGGGAUGAAAAUUUCAAUGAAGAAAAAAUCUAAACCUAAACCUAAUACCGAAACAGAUGCUUCAUCACUUAAGAUUAAAAAUUCAGAGGAGGAUAAAGAGAACCUUCAUAAAGUAGCAAGUCACGAUGAAACGAAUAAGACUUCUUACUCUAAGACUAUCUUACUCAAGACUUCAAAAAAAAAAAGGCGCCGUAAUAAAAAAAACACUAGUAAUGAAGCGAGUGAGAGUAAAAUUUCAAGCAAAGAAAUGUGCCAUGAUGAAAAAACCACAAGUGAUAAAGCGAGUGAGAGUAAAAUUUCAAGCAAUAAAAGGCACUAUGACAAAAAAACCGAAUGUGAAGCGAGUGAACCAAGUGAAGUAGAGAGUGAACCAAGUGAAGAAGCGAGUGAGGAGAAAAUUGAAGACUCGAAAGUGUCCGUUCACCAAAUUCGCAAGUGUGAUGGGAAAGAUAUUUUAGUCAAAGCAUUGUCUCGUGCCGACAUAGCCAAGAUAAUUCAGAAUAAAAAAUUGGAUAACGAAGUGAAAGUUUGCAAUGUAGUCUCUAAAGCUGACACAGAUAAGAGUGAAGUUCCAGUCGAGGAAAACGAAAUUGAAGAAAUGAUCUUUAACGAGAUUAACGAAUUUACGGUAAAAAAUAAUAUUCUCAUAGGCAAACAAGAUUCAAUUGAUAAAGAUUUGCAUAUCGGAAAUUUAAUUUUGCUUGCAUUAAAAGCAGAACCACAGUUUAUUGGCCAGAUAGAUGUGUUGACGGGAGAACGCACUACAUUCCAGGAGAUGAGAGAGAAGAGCGUAAAAUGUGCAUCAUGGCUACAAAUAAUGUUAGAAGGCGAAGAUCAAAUGGAUAAAAUAAUAACAAUAUGUACGCGCAAUCCAAUGCAAGCCUAUAUCCCGUAUCUGGCAUCGUUGUAUCUUGGACUUAUGGUGAAUCCGUGGGACGAGAACUAUUUUGAGAGUAAGGUACGAAUUCUUUAUUUCCUAAACCAAAAUAUGCCACGUGUAAUCUUCGUCGAUGAUGAGAACGCUGUAGAAAUUCGCAACGCUGUUCGCAUAUUAGAGGAAUAUGAUCCAAGAAUUGAGUCCACAAUCGUGACUUUUGGUGAGGUGGCAGGAUUUUUAUCUCUCAAAAGAAUUCUGGAAAUUGAUGUGGAUAAAACAAAAAUUGAUGAAUUCAAAUGUAACGCUAUGUACAGACACAUUGACACCGCAAUAGUGAUGUUUUCUUCGAAUGCGGUAAGCUAUCCCGGCGAGGUGCAAAUUCCAUACAUGGCGUUUGUAUCUCCGUCAAAUCUCGAAGUGCCAUUCAUGACUUAUGGCGAGACCGGCCUAUGGUAUGGAUCUUUAUGUUGGACUCACAGUCUGCUUCUAACAGUUCGUGCCAUACUUUCAUUUAAUACAGCGCUCAAAAUCCAAAAAAUGUGGUUCGACGAGGAAACUUUCUAUUCAAUAAUAACAAAGUACAAGCCGACAUGGGUGUUUCUUGAAAGCAGCCUGUGCGAAAAAAUGUUAGUCACCGAUAUUAUGGUGAAGAGAUACGACGUCUCUUGCUUGAAGCAAUUCUUAUUCGGCGAUACACCGAUCGACGAAGGGAUUCACGAAGAUUUUAUCGACUUUCUGCCGUCACAUAUCGCCGUCACUCAAGUGUAUGCUGACACGGGAGCAGGCGUGAUUGCUUAUCAGCGAGACAGCGGUGCUCUUAAAUGUAGUGGCUACAUAAGUAAAAACGUUAGCGUGGCGAUCAUUGAUUUGGACACAAAAAAAGUGGUGGGUAAAAACGUGUGUGGUGAGAUAUGGUGCAAAACUCCGUACAAUUAUACACCUUUUAAGCAGAAAAAUUACCCUGAGAUGGACAGUAAAUUCGAUGAUUGGUACUGUACGGGAGAUUUCGGCUAUUACGAUGACAAUGGCGAAAUUUACGUUCUCGAUAAGGUGAAGCAUCUUAUUAAAUACAAAGAUUCGAUUGUCAUACCGUCAGAUAUCGAGGAAAUGUUAUUAAAUAAUUGGGACAUAGCUGAAGUCGUCGUAAUACCGACUGCAAAUGGUAAUGACGGUCAGCAUCCGAUGGCUCUUGUUAGAAGACUAAUCGGAGUUAAGAUAACCGAAGAGCAAUUAAUAAAAUGUGUAGAAGAGAAAAUGGACGAUAAAUGUAAACUUCGCGGAGGCGUUUAUUUCAUGCAACACCGUUUUAAACGUCUUCCUAAUGGAAAAGUUGAUCGGUCGCGGGUUACAUAUAACCAAGAUUGGCGGCAACUAGACAUUGCAAUAGAUAAAAUAAUGGGGAUAAUAAUCGCAUUUGAUCAGAUGAAAAACUAUACAGCUAUACAGCAAAUCGAAGAAGAAAACAGGCGUGAAAUAAGCUAAUACGCACGCAAUAUGUUGUAUUAUAACAUCAAAAUCAUGAAAUUAAUAUGCACUUGUGAUGAAAAGGACAAGUAUUUGACGUAAUGUUUUUUAAUAAAUAUGUUAUUUAAUAUCACAAAUGCAUUGUAAAUUAUUUCGUUAAUAUUUCGUUGUA
Linepithema humile (Argentine ant) is the source of this 2668-nucleotide messenger RNA. Its product is annotated as luciferin 4-monooxygenase-like. Gene Ontology annotation, molecular function: long-chain fatty acid-CoA ligase activity. Lineage: Eukaryota; Metazoa; Arthropoda; Insecta; Hymenoptera; Formicidae. The record is from RefSeq and is a predicted model, not a curated record. Gene Ontology annotation, biological process: long-chain fatty acid metabolic process; fatty-acyl-CoA biosynthetic process.